Molecule: messenger RNA, 2485 nt
Organism: Daktulosphaira vitifoliae (grape phylloxera)
Lineage: Eukaryota; Metazoa; Arthropoda; Insecta; Hemiptera; Phylloxeridae
Gene: Pak
Product: serine/threonine-protein kinase Pak
Exons: 11
Coding region: 238-1944 (568 amino acids)
Biological process (GO): protein phosphorylation; regulation of MAPK cascade; intracellular signal transduction
Cellular component (GO): cytoplasm
Molecular function (GO): protein serine/threonine kinase activity; ATP binding
Source: RefSeq, a predicted model, not a curated record
UAAGAUGUAAAUUUGAUACAUUAAAUUCAUUUUUUUGUGAUAAUCUUAUUUUAUAACUUAUAACCCAAUUAAGUUGUGUUCGUCUAUAUUAGUUCUUUAACAAAUUAAUAACGCCUGUAUAUACUGGAAAUGUUGUUUGAAGUAUUUGAUUUGUAACUAAAAGUCGUUUACAGUUCUAUGUAUAAGAACAAUCUAAUGCUGUUUAGUUAGUAUUGUUUUAUUUACUGCCAUAACAAAAUGUCUGAUGAUGAUGAUAAACCUCCAGCUCCUCCAGUUCGACUCACAAGUAAUAGUUUUAGAGUUGCACGUGGAGAUUCCAUUCCUAAUUUAGAUAUAAUGCGACCAUUACCUAAAGAACCAGACUCAGAUUAUAAAAAGAAAACGGCUAAAAGUCGUGUUACUGGAAAAUUAAAAUCUCGAGGAAAUGUUUGUGAAGAUAAGCCUGAAAUCUCAUAUCCUACAAACUUUGAACAUACAAUGCAUGUAGGUUUUGAUGCCCAUACAGGGGAAUUUACUCUGCCGUAUAAAGGAAUGCCAGAAGCUUGGGCUCGCUUGUUAAUAACAUCUAAUAUUAGUAAACAAGAACAAAAGAAAAAUCCUCAAGCAGUUCUAGAUGUUUUGAAUUGGUUUGAUAACUCUAGCAAACAGUCCAAAACUUCAAAGUAUAUGACAACAAUUACAAAUAUAGUACAAAAUAGUACUCAACCGCCUGAAGUAUUGGUACGUGGUGCACAUAGUGGUGGAAGUUCUUCUUAUUCUGGUGUAAGUAGUAGUCAGCCAUCUUCUUCAACGGGUAGUACGAGUCCAUCUCUUACUACAACACCAACUACUGAUGAACAAAUCUCACCUCCUCCACCAGUUGCAGUACGACCUGAGCGUACUAAAUCUGUUUAUACUAAACCAAUAGAAGAAGAUGAACCAAUAUCAAUUACACAAGAAGAACCUAAAGUUGUUUCACCAAUUCCAUUACAUCGACCUAGUCAAACCAAUGGAACUAUACCAAUGUUAGAUAAAAAUAAAAAUAAUACAACUACUAUUAGUCGUAAAAAAAUUGCUGAUAAUGAAAUAUUAGAACAACUAAAAACAAUAGUAACUGUUGGUGACCCUAACAGAAAAUACACAAAAAUGGAAAAAAUCGGACAGGGAGCUUCUGGUACCGUUUACACUGCAAUUGAAACAUCUACUGGAAUGGAAGUUGCUAUAAAACAAAUGAAUUUGGGACAACAGCCGAAGAAAGAGCUUAUUAUUAAUGAAAUACUAGUUAUGCGAGAAAAUAAACAUGCUAAUGUUGUUAACUACUUAGAUAGUUACUUAGUGCAAGAAGAACUUUGGGUUGUUAUGGAAUAUUUGCCUGGAGGUAGUUUGACAGAUGUUGUUACUGAAACUUGUAUGGAUGAAGGUCAAAUUGCAUCUGUUUGUCGAGAAGUACUCCAGGCCCUUCAAUUUUUACAUUUUAAUCAAGUGAUACAUAGAGACAUCAAGUCUGAUAAUAUUUUACUUGGAUUGGAUGGUAGUGUAAAAUUGACUGAUUUUGGGUUUUGUGCCCAAAUUUCACCUGAGCAAUCAAAGCGUACAACUAUGGUUGGAACCCCAUAUUGGAUGGCACCUGAAGUUGUAACUCGAAAACAAUAUGGACCUAAAGUUGACAUUUGGUCUUUAGGUAUAAUGGCCAUUGAAAUGAUUGAAGGAGAACCUCCUUAUUUAAAUGAAAAUCCUUUAAGAGCAUUAUAUUUAAUUGCAACUAACGGUAAACCAGAAAUAAAAGAAAAAGAAAAGUUAUCUCCAAUAUUUCAAGACUUUUUAGAUCAGUGCCUUGAAGUAGAAGUUGAAGAAAGAGCGUCAGCUUCAGAACUUCUAAAACACCCAUUUUUGAAACUUUCAAGGCCUUUAGCUAGUCUUACUCCAUUGAUAAUGGCUGCUAAACAAGCUGCUAAAGGUCAUUGAUACCACAAUUUAAUUACAUAAAAUAUUUUGUCAAAUCAAAGACCAGUCAUAUUUCUUCAUUGAACAAUAAACAACAAACCGGUCAACAUUCUGGCUUUUCUUAUUAUAAUAUUAUUAUUAUUUAUAACUAUGUUACAAUUAUUAACAAUUAUUAUUAGUUAUGAUCAGAAAUAAUGAAUAAACGUAUAUUCUGUUAUUUUACAUAUCUUCUCCUUUGGUGCUUCAUUGUUUCUUUUUUCAUACUUCAACAAUAUGUACUAAUAUUGUAUUGUAGCUUCUUUUUGUUGGUCAAUUUUAUUAAAUUAUAGUAUACCAUACUAUCAGUUUGACAUUAUUUCUGGUAAAUUAAUAAUAAUGUGUGCAAGAAAUUUAAAAUAAUUAUUUUUUAUUUAUUUAUUUUUUAUUUUAGUAAUUGUUUGUGAGUUUUAUCAAUUUUUUACUUGUUAUAUCAAUAGUAGUUACUUUUUUUUUAUUAUUUUUCAUCUAAUCAAAGUUUUAUUAUAUAUACUCCAUACUGAAAUCUUCUAUGUAAUAUAUUUUA